This is a messenger RNA of Naegleria fowleri, 894 nucleotides long. RefSeq lists its product as uncharacterized. NCBI's taxonomy places the organism in Eukaryota, Heterolobosea, Eutetramitea, Acrasida, Naegleriidae. The coding region runs from base 1 to 894 and encodes 297 amino acids. The transcript is spliced from 2 exons. The record is from RefSeq and is a predicted model, not a curated record.
AUGAUCAAUUCAAGCCAUGAUGAUGAUCAAAAGAUGUUUAACAUUACAAGUGGAUCAUCAACCUCUCAAGAAAGAUCUCCACCCUCUCCAACACAUUCAGCAUCUUCUUCUGCGAUGAGUAGUACUUCAUCUAUUGUUUCCGAAGAAAUGUAUAGUGCAGGAAAUACGGCAUUGGAUAAAUUAAAUCCAUUCCGAGCCACUGCUCUUUCAGGUCAUCAUGGAGAUUCCGAAUUAUUACCACCUACCUUGUAUUAUAUUCCAAAUUUUAUUACUGAAGAAAAGGAACAAAUGAUAUUGAAGAAUAUUUACGCAGCUAAUUCACAACAAUGGACAAGGCUGAGAAACAGGAGAUUGCAAAUGAUUGGAGGCAAGCCAAACGAUAAGGUCAUGUUUGAAGAAGGAUUACCUAAGUGGCUCACUGGUGAAUUUUUGGGCCUCAACGAUUUACAUUCGUUUCCUGGAAAUAAGACAAUCAACCACGUCUUGAUCAAUGAAUAUGAAGUUGGUCAAGGAAUUGAUUACCACAAGGAUGGACCUGUUUAUUUUCCAAUGGUAUUCAUCAUAAGCUUGGAGUCAACAGUCAUGCUGAAUUUUAAAAUAUGUGAACGAGAUGAAGAUUAUGUCGACCAAUGUCCUUACGCGAAAAGUUUCUCUGUAAUUGCAGAACCAAGAUCUCUCUUAAUAUUUACUGAUGAUAUUUAUCAUUAUUACAUGCAUGGAAUCGAUGAAUGUGACUCGUAUGAAAUUACAAGUGACGUUCCCAUCGCAAAUGCUGAACUACUAUCAAAUAAGGAUUUAGCAAAGGUUGGAAAUAAAAUUGAGAGACAUAAGAGACUAAGUUUAACAUGUCGAUGUGUUAGAAAAACAAUGAAAAAGAAAUUAUUUUUCAAAUAA